Hippoglossus stenolepis (Pacific halibut) is the source of this 1172-nucleotide messenger RNA. It is a transcript of the gene igsf5a, whose product is annotated as immunoglobulin superfamily, member 5a. NCBI's taxonomy places the organism in Eukaryota, Metazoa, Chordata, Actinopteri, Pleuronectiformes, Pleuronectidae. The record is from RefSeq and is a predicted model, not a curated record. The transcript has 8 exons. Gene Ontology annotation, biological process: cell-cell adhesion. The coding region runs from base 1 to 1077 and encodes 358 amino acids.
AUGACCUUCUCCUGGGAAUCACAGCCCAUGCUCCUCCACAUCUGCUUAUUCCUGUGCACCACUGGAGUGGUGUCCCGACAGUUCCAGCUGCAGCCUCUGAACCCAGCAGUGCUGCAGGGCUCGGAUGUGCAGUUCCGCGCCACCGUGGAGGGAAACUGGCAGAUCAUGACCUGGGACGUCGGAGGGUUGUUGGUCCUCACUGUCCCUGUAGACAGCAACGUGACCUCAUCCUCACGACAGUUCUCUGCCGGAUUCUGCUCUGUAGGUAACUCCAGCUGUGUGGAGUUCACCAUCCACAACGUCAGCCGCAGGGACGCUGGGCCGGUCAUCUGCGCCGUGCAGGGGGACUAUGGAGACAAGACUGCACAGCUUAACGUUCAAGAGAGUGGCACAGUCAACAUCCUGGGAGGGAACGUGACCGUGGACCAGGACCAGCAGGUGGAGUUCCAGUGUGUUACUACAGCUUGGUUCCCCAUACCCACAGUAAGCUGGACCCAAGACAGUCACGCUAUAAACAGCACCCUGUACAACACCAGCAGCAUGGCGGAUGGGGACUACUUUAACUCCACCAGCGUCCUCAAGUUCCAGGCAGUCAAAAACACCAUGGUGGAGUGUUGGGCAACUGUGGCAGCACUAACAAACCCACAGUCCAGCUCCGUCUCCUUGGUGGUUGUUCCCAAACCUACUGACUGGACUGUGCUGAUAGCUGUGGUCGUGUCUUUUGGAGGUGCCGCUUUGCUGGUUUUACUCAUCCUCGGAAUCAUCUUCUGCUACAAAUGCAGAAAAGAAAAACAAUCCAACUACCAAGAUGAAAUAAGCAGGAGGGUGUGGACACAGAGCCAGAUCAGUACUGUCAGUGCAGCUGGUCAAGCGAAUGCAGGAUUUGAGCCAGACGGUCAAACAAGUGUCGCUCCCAGUGAACUCACUGACAGUGGCUUUUACCAGGCAAAUGGCCCCAUUGCUCACGAGAUGCCUGACAUCAUCAACAGUGACCAGACAGGAAAUGGCUACAACAGUGCCCAGCACACUUUGGACGGAACAGGCUUUAGGAAACACAGACAUGUCACCAUUGUGUAAGGACAGACAGAAAACCACAAAGAACUUGAACAGCAGCCUGAAGCCAAACUGGGCUGUAAAGGUUGAAAAAAGGUGGACGAAGGCCCAGAGCAAAG